Molecule: messenger RNA, 975 nt
Organism: Penicillium samsonianum
Lineage: Eukaryota; Fungi; Ascomycota; Eurotiomycetes; Eurotiales; Aspergillaceae
Product: S-adenosylmethionine-dependent methyltransferase
Exons: 3
Coding region: 1-975 (324 amino acids)
Source: RefSeq, a predicted model, not a curated record
AUGGACCAACUCAUCGACUUACUCGCCAAUGGCGAAGAGGUAAUCGACGUGGAUGAGGAAUCAUUUCUCCUCUACGCACAAGACAUCCAAAGCAACAACCUAGGGAUGCUCAAUCCCCGUGCACCAUCAGUAGAGAUCUCUAUCAAUGGCAAUGAAUAUACAAUCCAUCAAUCACCAUCAUUACUCUCCUCCCAUCGAGCGGGGGGAACUACAGGCGCCGUUCUAUGGAAAAUUACCCCCCUAUUCGCAGAAUGGAUAACCAAUCCCUCAAACCCGCUCUGGACAAACGCCCUCCUUAGCCAGACUUCAACAGUCGCCGAACUCGGCACCGGGAUCUCCGCACUAGUCGCACUCGUACUGGCGCCCUCCGUGCGCCACUACAUCGCCACAGACCAGGAAUACGUGCGCAAGUUGUUCCGGACGAAUCUUGACGCCAAUGCGUCCGUCCCUGUCUCUUCUAGCAACAGCAACAGUAAAGCAAAAGGCAAGAGCAAGGGAUCCAAAUCAUCCAAAUCAAAGCCAAGCUUGACCACCAAGCCUGUUGAUAAUAUCUCCUUCACAACCCUAGACUGGGAGACUGACCAGGCCGCCUCACUAAAGGAAUGUAUGGAUCCCGACGAGUCUCAUGGCCAAGAUGGAGAGGAAGAAGGAGAGGAAGAUAAAGGCUUCGACCUUCUCCUUUCCUGUGACUGCAUCUACAAUGAAGCACUCGUGGCGCCGUUUGUGCGCACCUGCGCCGAGAUCUGUCGACUCCGGCCGGCGUAUGUGGCAGGUUCUGAGGAACAUUGCCCGCGCCGCAAGCCGACGGUUUGCAUUAUCGCGCAGCAGCAGCGGUCGCCCGAUGUGUUUGAGACUUGGCUCAGGGAGACGAUGCGGGAGUUUCGGGUUUGGAGGUUGAGUGAUGAUGUGCUUGGGGAGGGACUGAAGAGCGGGUCUGGAUAUUUGGUACAUUUGAUAUUGGCAAAGGAUAAAUAG